UGGUAAUCAAAUUCUGGAGGUAAUUCUAAAGCCUUCUUCUUCCGUCUGACCUUUGUCAUCUUCGUCACCGAAAUUGCUCUAAUCGUUUCAGGACAGAUUUUGUAGUGAACAGUCCAAAAUGACGCACAUGUUGUUUCUCAAGGACAUAGUUCCGGCGGCGCAGAACAACAUAAACACGCGGUUCAUCAUCCUGGACAAAGGCAGAGCUCCAGCAGCGAACAAGGGGAAGAGCUGCAUAGCGCUGGCUGCGGAUGAGACGGCUGCGGUUCACAUACAGCUGUGGGGAGAGGAGUGCGAGGCGUUCGAGGCAGGAGACAUCGUGAAGCUCACGAAUGGGAUAUUCUCAUACGUGCGGAACAGCGGUCUCCUUCUCAGAGCUGGCAAGCGUGGGAAGAUGGAGAAGAUGGGAGAGUUCACCGUUGCCUUCGUCGAAACGCCAAACAUUUGUGAGAUCCAAUGGAAUCCUGAUCCGGCGAAUCCCAAACGCUAUAUUCACAGCGGCGUCCUUUCAGCUUUUUCCCGUAUCUUCCCUCCUUUGCCUUAAGUUUCUUUGGGUGUAAUUCGCAUACAACGUAUCGUUUGAUCUAACUCUCUUUUUUUUUUUUGUUUCCUCUUCUUAAAUCUAAGGCUAAUUCUUCAUGUAUUAGUACUAUGGGUGCACUUGUCUGGUGCAAGCAACUGAAUAGUGUUCCUCAA
Molecule: messenger RNA, 696 nt
Organism: Capsella rubella
Lineage: Eukaryota; Viridiplantae; Streptophyta; Magnoliopsida; Brassicales; Brassicaceae
Product: SOSS complex subunit B homolog
Exons: 2
Coding region: 119-544 (141 amino acids)
Biological process (GO): double-strand break repair via homologous recombination; response to ionizing radiation; mitotic cell cycle checkpoint signaling
Cellular component (GO): SOSS complex
Molecular function (GO): DNA binding
Source: RefSeq, a predicted model, not a curated record